AUGGAGGAACUGCUUGUGGAGCUUGGUAUAAGUUUGUCAUGCCACGUAAAAUUCCCUUAUUUUAUUGGGGUAUGGGGAAGGGGUGGUUUGGGGAAGACAACAGUUGCAAGAGAAAUUUUUGAUGAGAUCUCUUGUCAAUUUGAAGGGUCUUGUUUUCUUAAUGUUAGGAGAUUUUUAGAAAAGCUUGGACCGGAAGGCCCAGCACUUUUGCAACGGAAGCUUCUUAUACGAAUCUUGAAGCAACAUCCUGCGAAUAUAGCCAGUUUCAAUAAAGAAGUCAAUAUAAGCCAAAUACUUCGUUUCAAGAAGGUUUUAAUUGUUCUGGAUGAUGUGUACAAUGGCCACCAGUUGGAGUAUUUGGCUGGAGAGCAUGAUUGGUUUGGGGAUGGCAGUAGAAUCAUUACAACCACUAGAAACAUUGAUUUACUUAGCAAUCAUGAUGAGUUAUAUCAUGUCCCAGAACUGACUAACCAUGAGGCUUUAGAGCUUUUUAGUUGGCAUGCCUUUCGACAAGGAACUCCUGUUAAAGAGUUUGAAGAGUUCUCAUGCUGUGUAGUAGAUUAUGCUAAAGGCUUACCCUUAGCCUUGGAGGUGUUGGGUUCUUGUCUUUACAAACAAGGGAUGGAAGAGCAUAGCAGUGCAUUGCAUAGACUCAAUGAUUUUGGAGAUGGAAAAAUUGUUAAGCUACUUAGCUUAAGUCUAGAUGCACUGUGUGGAAAAUACAAGAAUAUGUUUCUUCACAUUGCAUGCUUCUUUAGAGGAAAAAAGAAAAACCAUGUAAGGACAAUACUGAAUAAAUUUGGCUUCAAAUCAGACAUGGGGAUAGACAUCCUUACUGAAAGAUCACUUUUAUAUGUCUCAGAAGGAAUGGUUGAGAUGCGUGAUUUUAUAGUACAAACGGGUCGCCAAGUGGAACGUGAUGCUGAGCAAGACAAGCCAUUGAAUCACAGUAGACUAUGGCAUGAAAAUGAUAAGAAAACUGUUUUUUCUGCAAAUCAGAGGACAGAGUCAAUUAAAGGCAUAAUGGUACCAAUUAGCUCAGACUAUCAUAGAUGCAAGUGGAGCAAAGUUUUCAGAAACAUGCCUUGUCUUAGGUUACUCAUUGUUAAAGGGGAGGAGGUUCGACGGCAUGACCCUAUUUGUGACAAAAUUGAGUGUCUGCCCAGUAACUUGAAAUGGCUUGAUUGGUCAUACUAUGGUUUUGAAUCUUUACCAGCAGAUUUUGAACCAGGAAACCUUGUUGGCCUCAACAUGACUUUUAGUUCCUCAAUCGCAUUUGACAAGUUGACAAUCCUCAAUUUAAGUUUUUUAGGAAGUUUACUCCGAACACCCAAUUUUUGUGAAACUCCAAACUUGCAGAAGAUUAUACUGAAAAGUUGUGUAAGCUUGAUAGAAAUUCAUCCAUCCAUUGGAAAUCUCAAGAAGAUUAUCUUUUUGAAUAUGGAAAACUGCAAAAAUCUCAAGUCUUUACCAAGAAAUAUUCAAAUGGAAUCUCUUGAAAGCUUCAACCUAUCAGGUUGUGAGAAAUUAGAAAAAAUUUCAGAAAUUCGAGGGAAUAUGGAAUUUCUAUCAGAGCUCCUUCUGGCACAUACUGCAAUUUGGGAAUUGCCAUCAUCAAUAGGACAGCUGAGUGGUAUCAGCUUGCUUGAUUUGAGUUCAUGUGAAAACCUUGUAAGACUCCCAGCCAGUGUCUCUGAUAUGAGAAAAUUGAAAAUUUUGACUCUGAAAGGCUGCUCAAGACUUGCAAGCUUUCCUGAAAAUUUAGGUUAUCUAAACCAGUUGGAGGAGCUCUAUGCUGGUAACACUGCCAUUUGGAAACUACCAGAUUCUAUUGGAAACUUGAGCAAACUUAAAAUCCUAUCGUUAAGAAGAGGGCGGAAGGUAAAGCGUCAAUCUGCUCGCAGUUUGAUAUUACCCUCUUCCUGAGUGUUUCAUGGUUUGAAGGAAUGGAAAAGCUUAGAUCUCAGUGGAUGCAAUUUAUGUGAUAACCAAGCUGCUGCUCUUAUGAACUUCCCUUCUUUAUUGGGCGAAUCGAGCGAGUAAAUAAGUUUAUUUCAUUACCUGAUAUCAUCAGUGGACUUUCACAGCUUCGAUAUCUCAACAUAACACAAUGUCAGGAACUUAAGGAACUACCCAAACUUCCUCUAAGUAUAGAGGAAUUAUAUGCAGAAGAUUUCUUGGCCAAACAAAGUAUUGCAAAGCUACCAAUGUACGCAAGGUUGAAUUUGGUCUCAUUCACCAAUUAUAGUUUUGAUCAACAAUCUUAUAUAGAGGAGAGCAAUGGUAGCUCAGUUUUGGAUGAGAUUCUCGGCCUGUUUCUCUCAAACGACAUGGAUAAUGUGAUCCAGCCCUCUCUUAAUUCCAAUCACAGGGGGACUUUUUCCACUGUCUUUCCUGAAUGUGCGAUUCCCAGGUGGUUUAAGCAUCAAAGUAUUGAGGAAAAGAUCUUGUUCAAAUUGCCCAUUGAUUGGUAUAAUGACAAGUUCAAGGGCUUUGCUAUAUGCUAUGUAACUCUCAUGGAAGCAGGUGCUUCCAAUCCGGUUGUGGCUAUCCGAGAAGUAUGACUAUGCUUUCAUCAAAGCCAAAUUGAUAUGCAGUGAUCAUUUGAAAGACCUAAAAGUGCUAGAGAAAGAAUGUAAAGUGGGCACGGCAUCCAGAACUUAUGGCUGGUGUGUUUGCUUUGCCUACAUACCAUUGUAUUCUUCACUGCAAGUGUUUGGCACAAAUUUUGGAAACAUUAACCAGUAUGGCCUAUUUGAGGCAUCUAUCCCUGGGCGCAUUGUGAGACAAUGGGGAGUUCAUAUAAUCUAUGAGGAUGGAAGAAAUUUUUUUUUUUUGAAAAAAUACUGAAGUAUUGAUCUCAUAGAAGGUAAGCGGAAGAGAGCUGGG
Lycium ferocissimum is the source of this 2889-nucleotide messenger RNA. RefSeq names its product disease resistance protein RPV1-like. Gene Ontology annotation, molecular function: ADP binding. Bases 1 to 1926 code for a protein of 641 amino acids. Gene Ontology annotation, biological process: defense response. NCBI's taxonomy places the organism in Eukaryota, Viridiplantae, Streptophyta, Magnoliopsida, Solanales, Solanaceae. The record is from RefSeq and is a predicted model, not a curated record. The transcript has 5 exons.